This is a messenger RNA of Penicillium mononematosum, 1326 nucleotides long. Its product is annotated as M20 family metallopeptidase. Bases 1 to 1326 code for a protein of 441 amino acids. Gene Ontology annotation, molecular function: hydrolase activity. NCBI's taxonomy places the organism in Eukaryota, Fungi, Ascomycota, Eurotiomycetes, Eurotiales, Aspergillaceae. The transcript has a single exon. The record is from RefSeq and is a predicted model, not a curated record.
AUGAAGUUCUCUUCGUAUCUUGCGGCCGCGGCCGUCAUGUCUGGUGUUCAGGCUUCUCCGCACCCCGCACCUCAGCAACAGCUUCUGGGCGUGCCAUCCUCGCCCUCCGAGUCUAGCUACAGCCAAGCAGACCUAGAUGAUAUAAUAAACAAUUCACCUCUACUAUCAUUCCACCGAGACCUGGUCGAGAUCGAGUCAAUCUCCGGCAAUGAGCACGAUGUCGGCCUCUUCGUUGCGCAAUUCCUGGAGGCCCGGAACUUCACCGUGGUGAAGCAAGAGGUGCCCCCAGUGAAGGGCCAGGAGAAUACAAAGACCCGCUACAACAUCUAUGCCGUUCCAAAAUCCUACACAGAACCCCCCUCAAUCCUUCUCACAAGUCACAUCGACACCGUUCCCCCCUUCAUCCCAUACUCCAUACAUCAGCCCAAACCCGACGACUCCACCACCUUCGACCCAGAGGACCUCAUAAUAGCAGGCCGCGCCUCCGUCGACGCAAAGGGCAGCGUCGCAGCCCAAGUCUUCGCAACCCUCGAAACACUAGACACACAACCAGACGCCAAGCUCGGCCUUCUCUUCGUCGUCGGCGAAGAAAUCGGCGGCGACGGCAUGAAAGUCUUCUCGAACUCAACCCUCAACGCCAAGGACGCCAUCAACACCGUAAUCUUCGGUGAGCCAACCGAGGCAGCCCUCGUGGCCGGCCACAAGGGCAUGCUCGGGUUCAAGGUCCUCGCCCACGGCAGCGCCGCCCACUCAGGAUACCCGUGGCUGGGCAAGAGCGCCGUAUCGGCUAUUCUGCCUGCGAUCUCGCGCAUCGAUGUGCUAGGUGAUAUCCCCGUCGAAGAGGGCGGUUUGCCUGCCUCCCCGAAGUACGGGCCUACGACGCUGAAUAUUGGCUUUAUCCGUGCUGGUGUCGCGACGAAUGUUGUUCCUUCUGAGGCGUUGGCGGAUGUUGCUGUGAGACUUGCGGCUGGUACGCCUGCUGAGGCGCGUGAGAUUAUUCAGCGGGCUGUUGAUGAGGCGGUUCGGGAUGCUAAGGCGGAGGUUGUUCUGGACUUUAUUUCGCAUGGCGAGUCUUACCCGCCGCAGGAUUUGGAUGUUGAUGUUGAUGGGUUUGAUGUUACUACUGUUAACUAUGGUACUGAUGUGCCGAAUCUGGCUGUCGGUCAUGGCGUCAAGCGUUACUUGUACGGGCCUGGCAGUAUCUUUGUUGCUCAUGGUGAUAAUGAGGCCUUGAGUAUCCGCGAGAUUAAGGAGGCCGUGGUUGGUUAUAAGAAGUUGAUUGAGGCUGCGCUGGACAGAGAGGACAAGGGUGAGGUGGCCGUAUGA